AUGAUUUAUGGUAAAAAUUUCAAAGUAUGUUGUAAUAAGUGUUUCAAUGAUGGUAAAAUAGAAAGUUGCAAUGAUUUUGAUAUCUUGGUCCCAACAAGUAUUGAGUACAAUGGCUCAAAAGGCUGUUUAGAACUUAUACCAGUAAACUGGGAAGCUGGUCCAAAUGAUAGAGUUAACAACAAGAAAGUUCUAAAUGAUACCUAUAAAUACAAGUUUUAUAUUGUUUCAGCUGAAUUACAUCCUAAGCAUAAUGAAUGGUGUCUCCAAAGUGAUACUUUCAAAUAUAAUUGUGAUUCUCCUUGUUGUGAAACAAAACCAACUGAUUUGUAUCUUGAUGAUUCAAGUGUUAUUUUCAUGAAACUUCCUUACUUAUAUUUUCCUGAAAGAGUUUCAGAUGUUGUUGAACUAGGUAGACAAAUUAUACCUAAUGAUUUACCAAUAGAAUAUUUCAACAAGAAGUUUGAUUAUUAUCCACUGCAACUUAAAGAAUGUUAUAAUGAUCAUGAUAAAGACAAAACAUCUGUAUCUCCAAGGUUUGAAUCUGAAGAUAAACUUGGUCCACAAAUCCCAAAUGCAUUUGUUAAAAACAGUCAAUACCAAACUGGUGAUCAUGUUAACGACCAAGAGAGUUCACUUGACGAUACUGGAGAUUAUCAAAACAUCCGUGAUCUUGAUCUAGAAAAUAUUAAGAAGACAUUUAAUAGUUUGAAUGAUGAUUGGAAAUUGCCUAACCCAAAUGUUGAUGAAUACUACUAUACAAACUGUGAAGGUGAAAGUAAAGAUGAAGGAUUACCAAGACGCUUCACAAUAAAUAAGAAAGAACUUGAACAAGAAAUACUUGUCAAUCGUUACAAACAACUCGUGAAGUAUAUGAAACAUUUGAAUAGUCAAGGUAUUAUAGAAGAAAAUCAAUUGCCAUUACCUGAAAAUCAUGCAAUGUAUGAAAUUCAUGAAAUAGAACAGAAAUUUGAAGUUUCGAAAAAAGAUCAAUUUGAUCUUCAAAGUAAACCAUUAUCUGAUGAUGAUCACUACCAACAAAUUAAUAUUUUACAUAAGUAUUUGCCUAAAACCAUUUCAAACCAUAAUGGUGAUUCAAAUGAUAGCACUAAACCUUCUAAGAAAAGAAUGCGGCCAGAUAGUGAUUCAGAUGCAGAUUCUAGCUCUGAUACAGGGGUGAAUUCCAAAAUGCCCAAGAAUCCAAAUAAUUAUUCAAAUCUGAAGAUUGAUUUAGUUUCCACAAUGCCAUACGAGGGUAAUGUUUCAGACUCAGAUGACAAUAUGGUUGGAUCAGACUCGGAUGAUGAUGAUGAUCUCUUACAACAAUUAUCAAGCUUUUAA
This is a messenger RNA of Hansenula ciferrii, 1338 nucleotides long. RefSeq lists its product as uncharacterized. The transcript has a single exon. NCBI's taxonomy places the organism in Eukaryota, Fungi, Ascomycota, Saccharomycetes, Phaffomycetales, Wickerhamomycetaceae. Bases 1 to 1338 code for a protein of 445 amino acids. The record is from RefSeq and is a predicted model, not a curated record.